Messenger RNA from Paramecium tetraurelia, 2751 nucleotides. RefSeq lists its product as uncharacterized. Gene Ontology annotation, biological process: intracellular signal transduction; peptidyl-serine phosphorylation. The transcript is spliced from 8 exons. Gene Ontology annotation, molecular function: protein serine/threonine kinase activity; ATP binding. The record is from RefSeq and is a predicted model, not a curated record. NCBI's taxonomy places the organism in Eukaryota, Ciliophora, Oligohymenophorea, Peniculida, Parameciidae.
AUGCAGGAAUGUUUGAAAUUUAUCAACAAACAAGAUAAGUCCAAAACUGAUUUGAUGGCAGUAUCUUAGGCAUUAAAAAAAUGGCCAUAAGAAGCAUAAUAAUUUAGAUAGUAUUGUUUGAACUCUAAGAUCUUCGUUUCCAAUGAAGUCCCCAAACACGUAUACGUUGUAACAAAGGGUGAAUUCGUAUAAGUCAAAUAUGUGAAGUAGCAAUCCAAGAAUCCAUUAUCUUACAUAAGUAAGAUAUUUGCACAGGAACCUCAAAUAUAGAAAUAGCUUCGCACCUUCAAGGUGAUGGACGUGAUCGGAAUGGAUGAAAUUCACAAUGACAAUUACACCUACGAUGUCUUCUGUAAUUCAACCAUCGGAGAAGUCUUUUGCAUCAAGAAAUGCGUUUUUGACAAAAUAGUCCCAAAUCCAACCAUGAAGAAGAAGAACCUUCAGAUAAUGAUUGAAAACAAGCCAUGUCAAAUGAUUGAAAUUCAUUCUGCAAAAGGGGCGACACCAAUUAAUCGAUUACAUCUGGGAGAAAUACCUAGGUAACCUGAGGAAAUCAGUACACAUCGACAUGAGAAGAGAACCAUCGAUUUCACAGCCUUUAACAUGUUGUUCAUUAACCGAUCGUUGAGGAACUAGAGGAACCUCCCCUAAACAAUAGAUUUCUUGGUGAUUGAUUCAGCUUAAAUAUAUAUAUAAUUUUAUUAUCAUUUAUUUCACACAACUCUCUACUACUCAAUUAUCAUAUUCCACAGCUUUUUGAUUCCAGCAAAAUUAUCACCACUGAACUUACAAACUUUAAUAAUUUAUAUUAAUAUAAUAUUAAUAAUGUCUAACCACCGAAAUCUCAAGGACUUAUUUCCAACCAAACUGAAUUUUAUUAAACCCAAACCUGUAAGACAUGAUCCUAAUUACAAUAAGGAAUUCUAAAAUGAUCGUCCCAAACAAAUCAACAAAUCUCCAUUAGGAUUAAGUUAAUUUGCAAGUUUCUUCCAAAUAGCUUAAAAUACCACCAAAAACAGAUAAGCACCUUCCUCUCAGAGAAGUGCAACCCCAAAUAAAAUUAAAAUCAUUUAAUUGAAUAUGCAAAAAUAAAAUGAAUCGCACCUACAAAUUCAAUCCAAGCAUCUAAGGAAUUAGAGUGCAACAAACAUUAAUAGCAGUAGAAACAAUUCAUUUCAUAAAGAGAAUUCUCGUGGUUCUAUGUUCGCAUUAUCCAAAUUAAUGUCAUAACAUCAUCAAUAAGAUUCUUAAAUACAAUCACAGAAUAGAUCCAAAGAUCACUCCCCUAUCAAACCAGCCAUUUUCGAGAACCUAGACAUCAUCAACAGAAACACAGCUCGUAAGAAUUCUCGAUCACCAAAUACUUCAACAAAAAUCAUAUCGCCAUUUGUCUAUCCAAAAUUUUCCAGCGCUCAUCAAAUUCAACCCCCAGACAAUUUUAUCAACUACUCCAACAGUCUAGUUAAAGAAAACAAGCCUGUUGAAAAAGUGUCUCUACACAUAAAUGAAGCGCCUUAAGUUCAUAAGUAGGAAUUCUUAAUGCCCAGCUAAUUUAAGUACUCUAAAGGCUUUGAGAAUCUAUUGAACUCAAUGAUGAAUUAUUAACAUAACUCUAGAUAUGAGAAUUCCAAGAGCAUAGUCAAACAACAAGAAAAACAAGAGUCAAGCGAUGACGAUGAUUAAAGCUUAAUGGUAGAUUGCAAUAUUCAAGUAAACAAGAAUAAUUUUCAAUUUCAUUAUGUGAUUGGUAAGGGCGGGUUUGGAAAGGUUUGGAAAGUUGAAAUAAAGAAAUCAAGACAAUUGUAUGCAAUGAAGGAAAUGUCAAAAGCAAAAGUAAUAGCCAAAAGAAGUGUCAAUUCAGUAAUGAAUGAAAGGAAUCUCUUGGCCUAAUUUAAACAUCCCUUUUUAAUUAACAUGAAUUAUUGUUUUCAAGAUAGAGACAACUUAUAUCUGGUGAUGGAUUUAUUAACUGGAGGAGAUCUCAGAUAUCACAUUGGUAAAAUGAGAAGGUUUAAAGAACACCAAACCAAGUUCUUUGUAGCUUGUGUUCUAUUGUCAUUAGAAUACUUGCACAACAACAACAUUAUACAUCGAGAUCUUAAACCAGAAAAUUUGGUUUUGGAUAAAUAUGGAUACGUCAGACUAACAGAUCUAGGAAUUGCCAGGAUCUGGAAACCUGAGAAUUCACAAGAUACUAGUGGCACUCCAGGAUACAUGGCUCCUGAGGUCAUGUGCAGAUAGAACCAUACAAUAGCUGUGGAUUACUUUGCUCUUGGGGUCAUGGGUUAUGAAUUUAUGUUAGGAAGGAGACCUUAUAAUGGAAGGUCGAGAUAGGAAAUUCGAGACCAAGUCCUCACUAGAUAGGUCUAGAUCAAAAAGUCUGAGGUUCCAAAUGAUUGGUCAUUUGAAGGUGCUGAUUUUAUAAACAAAUUAAUAUAAAGAAAACCAAUAAAUAGACUUGGUUUUAAAGGGCCAGAUGAAGUCAAAAAUCAUCCUUGGCUUAGAAAUUUUCCUUGGUAAAAACUCUUGAAUAAAGAAAUCUAAUCUCCAUAUAUCCCAAGUGAAAUUGAUGACAAUAUUGAAUAUUUAAAUUAAAUUAGUGAGGAUAACGAAAGCCAAGAUGAUUUGAUCAGAGAAAAUAAACUCUUAUUGAAGAAAAACUCCGUUUAGAAUCUAUUUAAUGGAUAUAGUUAUGAAAAAAAUCUCUCAAAAAAUACAAAAAGCACUUCUAGUACAUUUUUUAUAGGAUGA